GAAAGAGCUUGUAUGAAUAAAAUAGAUGUCUUGGAAACUGUCAAAAAAAUUUAAGAAUUCAACUCAGGGAAUUUCACCAAAUCGAGAAUCAUCAGGACAUAUGAACUCGGAUAAUGCAAAUCCAAAUCCAAAUGCAAAUUCAGAUGCAAAUUCAAAUGCGAAUUCAAAUGCACAGAAGCCAUUGCAAGAUCAGGAAUAUGUAGUUAGACCGGGUAUUCUUUCAGUAACAGUUGUGGAAGCAGAAAAUCUAAGUCUUCCUCCUGGUAUUUCUUUGCCAGAAUCGUCUUCUGCAGAAAGACAUUAUACAAUUAAUGGGAGAAAAGGAUCAAAAGAUCGUUCUUUAUUUUUUCCGUAUCUUGUAGUUGAAUUUGAUAAGAAUCAAACUUUGGUUGAUGCAUUGGAUGGAUCUAGUACAAUAUGUCAUCCUCGAUGGGAAUAUAAAAUAAAUUUUGAUGUUUUGAAGCCUUCCCAGCUUUCUAUUCAGUGUUAUCUACGUUUAGGUCAAAUGCAAAAAGGGCAUGGUUCUGGGAAUCAUAUCUAUUUGGGUGGAAUAAAAUUUAUUCCUAAUUUUUCUGAAACUUCAUUAAAGGAUGAGUGGAUGUCUAUGCAUGGUGGAACUGGGCAAAUACGACUACAAGUAUCUUAUAAGUCAAAUAAGAGCUCUCCUAUUACAAUAGAUUCGUUUAAAUUACUUAAGGUUGUGGGUAGAGGCUCAUUUGGGAAAGUAAUGCAAGUCCGUAAAAUUGAUACAUCAUGUAUAUAUGCUCUUAAAACGAUUAGAAAGGCGCAUAUUGUUUCACGAUCAGAAAUAAAUCAUACCUUAGCUGAACGUACAGUUCUUGCUCAAAUCAAUAAUCCUUUUAUUGUUCCUUUAAAAUUUUCAUUUCAGUCACCUGAGAAACUAUAUUUAGUUUUAGCUUUUGUUAAUGGCGGCGAGCUCUUUUAUCAUCUUCAACGCGAAGGACGUUUUGAUCUUGAACGGUCUAGAUUUUAUGCUGCUGAACUGCUUUGUGCAUUGGAAUGCUUACAUAAUUUUAAUGUGAUUUAUCGUGAUUUAAAACCCGAAAAUAUUUUAUUAGAUUACAUAGGUCACAUUGCUUUAUGUGAUUUUGGUUUAUGUAAAUUAAAUAUUGCCGAAUCUGAAAAGACGAAUACAUUUUGUGGUACCCCAGAAUAUUUGGCACCCGAGCUUUUGUUGGGCCAAGGAUAUACUAAAGUAGUAGAUUGGUGGACAUUGGGUGUUCUUUUAUAUGAAAUGCUUACCGGACUUCCUCCAUUUUAUAACGAAAAUACAAACGAAAUGUAUCGUAGAAUUUUGCAAGAUCCUUUGCGGUUUCCAGAUGAUAUUGACAAGGAAGCAAGAAGUUUAUUGGCUGGGCUCUUGACACGUAAUCCUGAAAAGAGGUUAGGGAAUUUAGGUGCGGCAGAAAUUAAAUCGCAUCCUUUUUUUUCAAGUAUUGAUUGGAAAAAACUAUAUACAAAAAAGAUACAGCCGCCUUUUAAACCAAAUGUAGAAAAUGUUUGUGAUACAAGCAAUUUUGAUCAAGAGUUUACAAAUGAAACUCCUAUCGAUUCUGUUGCUGAUGAUUCACAUUUAUCAGAAACAAUCCAGAGGAAGUUUCAAGAUUGGAGCUAUCAUGGAUCAAAUGUAAUUGAUAGCUGUAAUAAUAAUAUAAUUAGUGAGGGUUUAGAAAAUAUAGUGGAGUAAAUAUUAAUUAGAUAUCUGAAAUAAGUCCUAGGGGAGAAAUGUUAAA
Molecule: messenger RNA, 1754 nt
Organism: Pneumocystis carinii B80
Lineage: Eukaryota; Fungi; Ascomycota; Pneumocystomycetes; Pneumocystales; Pneumocystaceae
Exons: 9
Coding region: 26-1708 (560 amino acids)
Biological process (GO): protein phosphorylation
Molecular function (GO): ATP binding; protein serine/threonine kinase activity
Source: RefSeq, a predicted model, not a curated record